AUGGAGAGCUACACGCUGCUCUCGAAUCGGCAGCAGAACGCCGCGCGAAUCAAUUAUCAUACGGAUAAGCCGAAGGCUGUCGAGGCUUGCACGAAGCUUCUCCAAUCUUUACUGCCUCGACUCGAGAAAACUGAUCUCCAGAACAGCCCAGCGAAACAAUUCGCUAUCGACCAGACUUUCCUGGGGGCUACAGAAAUGCACCGCAUGCUCUUGCUCCGAACACUCACCUACGCGACGAUCCAAGAUUUCUUCAACAAUCUCAUGCGCUUCUUAUCGGAUCGACUGGCCCCUACCGAUCAACAGGCAGCCGUGGGCCUCGCUCAAGUUGUGCAGCAGGUUCUCAUGGCAGUGUCUGAAGUCUGCAAUCUCCUAGAAAGGUCCGGCGGCGUGGACGUCACCGACUGGAAGACGGCCUCCGAAGUGAUUAUCAACGCAUCAGCUCCCGAGAAUCAACAGGCGAAAAUCGAUACCCUCGCCUACGUGAUACCUCUGGAUGAGUUUGAGAAUCCGGUUCUGAUUGGACUCGGUCAAUUCAGCCGCAUCUACCGGCUUCGCUGGAGACCCAUAGACUCAUACUGCGCCAUGAAGAUUGUUCCCCACGAGAAGUUUAAUGCCUCGCUUUUCAGACAAAGAUAUGUCGACAAAACCGUGGCGGCCAUAGCCCAUGACCCCUGUCUGAUUAAAGUACAUUGCGUGUUCUCAGUGAAACCCGAUUCGUACGUGAUGGUAAUGGACGUCGGAAGUAGACCGCGAUAUGACCUGCAGCGGAUUUUGAGGGAGUUGGAUUAUCUGAAGGACGCAAGCGUAGGACUGAUCUCCCUGCAGAUAAUUCUCGCGCUGGAGUCUCUCCACCUCAAUGGCUUCGUGCAUCGAGAUCUCAAUUGUGCAAACGUCCUUGUCGAUAGUCACGGACACAUCAAACUGAUCGAUUUUGAUUCGGCAAGAAUAUGCUCUGGACAUUUCAUGACCCGGGUUAUCCCAAGCUUCUUCCAGCGAACCGCUGAGGAAUUUCAUGACUCGGAAAGCGUGGCAACCAGCGCCUACAGAGCCCCGGAACUCCUAAAGGGGUCGCCGUACGGUCGAGCUUCUGAUUGGUGGUCGUUGGGUGUUCUCAUCUACAAGAUCAGUACUGGGAAGUAUCCGUAUCGUUUGGCCACCGAGAGCCCCACCGGGAGACGAUCACACGUCUUCGACGUCAUCUGGCCAGAGAAGAAAUUCGCGGCCUCUGAACUGACCAAGCAAUUCACAAAUGGGCUUCUGCAGAAAAAAGCGUCACGUCGGCUCGGUUCCAGGAGCUACGAAGACAUAAAAAAACAUGCAUUUUUCGAGUAUUUCCUCGCGAUGCUCCAGGCCCUCCCGGUGAAGAAGAGAAAGAAAAUACAGAUGUUCACCAAUCCACGACAUCGAAUGUUCCUGAACAGGUGUUUAAUCGAUUUCUCGAAAGCGUUCGAGAAUCUCCACGAGCAUCUCGACGACGAAAACUGCGAGACAGUCUCAAUCGAGAUGAUCCAGGAUGAGACUCCGGCGAGACAUCUACCGCUGAUGACUUACGCGUCGAUAAAGUUCCGAAAACUAAUCGACAGGUUAUCCUCUGGGGAGAAAGAACUCAUACGGCUGCGAGAGACUCUCCUGGCAGCGAAUACACCACCAGAGCUCGAUAUGGACUAUUCUACGGCCACGGAUUCCGAAGGUCGUGAAGAAUGCGACCGAGUGACGGCACCGCAGAGCGACGUCACCCGGUCACCGGCUCGUUUUCCAGUAAUGAAGCCAUUCCUGGCGGGCGGUGAGCCCCUCGUGCGAUUGAUGGUGACGCCAGCAGAGGCCGGCUUCACGGUUCCGGUGGUGCAAAACGUCUCUGUUUUGGAGGACAUCGGUUCUACGAUCAUCGAAGGUGACAUCGUAAUAAGCAUCCGGGGCGAAUUAUGUCUGGACAAGUCCGUCGAGGAAGUGUACGCGCUCACCCAAGUCUCUGACGAAAUCACGAAGACUGUGGACUGCGAAGUCGCGUCCAAGACCGUGUUCAGGCUCAUAGAGGACGACCAAGACAAUGCGCUCCGGUACAUGGAAUCGGCAACUCGUUCUACAAUGCGUAUGCUGAACCCGAGCGUCCCUUCUGUCCCAUCGGGAUUCCUCGAUGACCACGAGAGGUCCCAAGUUCCGAUGGUAGCUGCCCUCAAAACACGGUCCUUCAAUCUGAGAGGUUCUGGCGGAUUUGCGAAUUAUCAUGCGAUUAUCUUCGUGCACUCGGAUCUACAAGUGAGCCCACCCGAGGCCGCGCUCUUCCACGGAGACGUUCUGAUCGGCAUCAAUGAAACCAAGGGUUCGUUCUACGAUGAGGCUGCACUCGAAAACAUCUUCCGGCGGGCGACACAGCCUGUCCAGAUAGAGAUUCUCGAAACAUCCGCGCUGCGGAACAGCAACGGGACGUGA
Messenger RNA from Galendromus occidentalis (western predatory mite), 2430 nucleotides. RefSeq lists its product as uncharacterized. Gene Ontology annotation, biological process: intracellular signal transduction; peptidyl-serine phosphorylation. Bases 1 to 2430 code for a protein of 809 amino acids. The record is from RefSeq and is a predicted model, not a curated record. Lineage: Eukaryota; Metazoa; Arthropoda; Arachnida; Mesostigmata; Phytoseiidae. Gene Ontology annotation, molecular function: protein serine/threonine kinase activity; ATP binding. The transcript has 6 exons.